GCAGCCGGUGGGCGUGUCCCGAUCCUCAAAGGAUUUUACCCGGAGUGGCCAGACGGGCUGGGGGACACAGGAUGGCAGAGCUAAUUGGAGUAUCUAACGGGACAUGCGGGCAAGCUGAUUUCUUCUAAUAUUUCAAGUGCUGUUUGUGUCGGUGUGAGGCUUCACCAUGCCGCUGGUGAAGAGGAACAUCGAGCCGCGUCACCUCUGCCGGGGGGAGCUCCCCGAGGGCAUCGGCAGCGAGCUGGAGUGUGUGAUGAACAACACGCUGUCUGCCAUCAUUCGCCAGCUCAGCAGCCUGAGUAAACAUGCAGAGGACAUAUUCGGCGAGCUGUUCAACGAGGCCAACACCUUCUACCUGCGUGCCAACUCCCUCCAGGAUCGCAUCGACCGGCUGGCCGUCAAGGUCACGCAGCUGGACUCUACUGUGGAGGAAGUUUCUCUGCAAGAUAUCAACAUGAGGAAGGCCUUUAAGAGCUCUACCACUCAGGACCAGCAGGUGGUGUCCAAGAGCAGCGUGCCCAAUCCAGUCAGAGAGAUGUACAACGUGAGCGACAAGCCUCCACCUCUCAGCAUCCUCUCACCUUACAGGGAUGACCACAAGGAAGCACUCAAGUUCUACACCGACCCCUCCUACUUCUUUGAUCUGUGGAAAGAAAAGAUGCUGCAGGACACUGAGGACAAGAGGAAAGAGAAGAGGAAGCAGAAGGAGCAGAGGCGUUGUGUGGAUGGGACGUUACAGAGGGAGGUUAAGAAGGUCCGGAAGGCGAGAAAUCGUCGUCAGGAGUGGAAUAUGAUGGCCCUGGAUAAAGAGCUGAGGCCAGACCAUCGACACACCAUCCACCGAGACAGAGGAGCUUCUUCUGAGGGCUCAAUGUCACCAGAGAACAGGGGUCACGGCCUGGACCAGCAUCACUUCCCCAACAGCAUGAACCACGCUGGCCACGCCCACACCUACUCCGGCCCCCCGCCCAGCGUCCUGGCAGCCCAGAUGGCUGCCGGUCACUCUGCUCGAGGAGGAAGUGAACACGACACCAGAGGCAGGACUAUGAUGGCCUAUGGGAGUGGGACACUAGGCCGCUCCCACCACCACCAAGUGCCGUUGCCUCCUCCACCCGCUGAGGCUAUGAACGGAGGCUCCAUGCCCCUCCCACCAGUGGACUACAGUAUGGAUGGGUAUGCCAACACCGGUCCUCCUCCCCCUCCUCCUGCCCCUCUCAUCCCUUCUGCCCAGACGGCCUUUGCCUCGCCCCCUGGAGGCCCGAUGUCUCCUGGCCCAAUGAGCGGUGCUGCCGGCUACGCUCCGCCUCCACCACCUGUAUCUGGAGCGCAGGCAGCUCCGCCUCCUCCCGGUCCUCCGCCUCCUCCGCUUCCAGCUGGUGCCUCCCACUCCACAACCCACAAGAUGUCCUCAAUCGCACCUGCUGAGACCACAGUGGUCAAUGACGCCCGCAGCGAUCUGCUGGCUGCUAUACGUAUGGGCAUCCAGCUGAAGAAGGUGCAGGAGCAGCAGGAGCAGCAGGCUAAGAGGGAGCCAGUCGGAAACGACGUGGCCACCAUCCUGUCGCGGCGCAUCGCUGUGGAAUACUCCGACUCAGAGGACGACUCCGAGCUGGAGGAGAACGACUGGUCGGAUUAACGCACGCACAAGAAAAUAGGACAGCCACUAAAUAUACAUGCACAAUAAGAUACGCAGUCAGUCUCACACUCACCUGAAAGAAUGCCCACUGUGCCACGAUCACAGGUUGUCACAGACUUGCUGUUGCUGAAAACACACACACACACACAAACUACACCUACACACAAUCACAUGCUGUAGGUUGAUAUAAGCUGAAUGGUCCAAUACUGGAAAUCUGGGGGUGUAUUCAGUAUGCAUAAACACUGUACAGAGACUAGUAAUAUACCGUAAUGCUGACCACUCUGUGAAACAAUAACACUGAGUCUGAUGAAUAUAUCUCAAAGGAUUGUGAAUACACCCCAGUGGAUGUUUCUCUACCUGUUGUAACACUAUAGACACCCUGUGAAGGUGCUUAUUUCAUGUAUAGUCAAAGCUUGGGAGUGUUAGAAUUAUUAUAGAAACUUUCCUCUUGAGCUAACCGAUGUUCUUUGUCUUUUUUUAAAUGUUUUUACUGAAACACUUGCAUAGACCAUGAGGCAAGUUUUUAACGUGUAGACGUCAAUAACUGGAAGUAAUGCUGGAGUUCAGUGGCUGCUGAACGGAUGACUGGGAAGAUCAUCUGAAAUGCUGUGGUUAUGGAUGGAUGAGAGCGCAAUAUGUAAAAAGUCUUACUGAUCAAAAAUAUGUUAACUGUUUGAGCCAUCUGCAAUCGCUCACUGCUGUGUGGAGGGACGGGGGGGGGGGGGGGGGGUCAUGUGUAUGCUAGUUUGAGCUCUGUAACCUUUGAACCAGAGACAAAAUAAAAUGAUGAAUGAAGGAUCACG
Acanthochromis polyacanthus (spiny chromis) is the source of this 2439-nucleotide messenger RNA. RefSeq names its product WASP family member 3b (gene wasf3b). Gene Ontology annotation, molecular function: Arp2/3 complex binding; actin binding; protein kinase A regulatory subunit binding. Gene Ontology annotation, cellular component: cytoskeleton. The transcript is spliced from 9 exons. Bases 167 to 1636 code for a protein of 489 amino acids. Lineage: Eukaryota; Metazoa; Chordata; Actinopteri; Pomacentridae. Gene Ontology annotation, biological process: actin cytoskeleton organization; positive regulation of Arp2/3 complex-mediated actin nucleation. The record is from RefSeq and is a predicted model, not a curated record.